UCUGGAGGACGCUGAGAAACACUUCUUCUUCUUCUUUUUCUUCUUCUUCUUCUUCUUCUUCUUCUCUGGUUGGAUUUAAUUUAUUUUAACAGAAGAAGACGGACAAACACAAAAGAUUUCCUCAAAGCCUGAAAUCAUCAAAUGUCAACAAACUCCUCUUGAACUCAGAGCUGGUCUUUUUCUUUCUGGAACAACAAUACAACAACUCCUCCUGGACGAUUAGCGGUUAUUUUGGAUAGCAACGAUAUGUGAAAUUAACUUUAACACAUAUAUAUAUUUCUGUUGUAAACGCUGGAUGUCAGAAGUCUGAGCUAAAGGACAUUUCUGCAUCGUGACGCGUUGCCGGCAUCUUUCAUAAAACAAAUAUACCCAAAAGAGACACGUAUAUAUCGUUUGUUCAGCGUCGUCUAAUUGUAAAAUUGCAGGUUCUAGCGCUCGUUCUAAAACUAAGAAAAGUUCUACACGGUCUUGAAAUGUUGAUCUAGACUAACGUUGGGUUAUUAAGUUGUUUUAUCGCUCUCUUUGUUCAGCUCAGGCGUGAUUCGGUCUAUGUCAACGGUUUCUAAUCUGGCUUGUAGAGUUUGUUCUAAAGCGAAUAAAGAAGUUCUGGAAAUACUUCUACAUUUCCACCGGGGUUAGGCGGUUUGAAGAUGUUCUCUGGAGCUGUGAAAAUGGAUUCAGAAAAGAGUUCUGGCAACAAAUCCAGUUCCAGAAUCCCCUCCACACCCAGCCUUGUUUUCUUGCUGCUUCUCGCCUCGUGUUUGACGUCCAUCGCCCCCGUUGGAUCCCAAAGAACCGUCUCAUCGGACAUGUCAAACCUUCAUAGCACCGACCCGCCUCACAGAGAACCAAAUCUGCUCCAAGAAACCGCCAUCAAACCCCCGACCCUGCUGGAGAAAACAAAACCAAAACACAACAAGCUGAAACACAACAAACACGAGAGAAAGCAGUCCCUGAACGCCUCGUUGUUGUUGAAAAGACGCCCUCUGUCGCCCCCUAGCUGCCUAAAAGUCACCUCCAUCAACACCGCCUUCAAAUACAUCAACACCGUGCUUUCCUGUGUUAUUUUCGCCGUGGGGAUCAUCGGGAACGCCACCCUGCUGAGGAUCAUCUACCAAAAUAAAAGCAUGAGGAACGGCCCCAACGCGCUGAUAGCCAGUCUGGCUUUAGGAGACCUGAUCUACAUCGCCAUCGACAUACCUAUCAACGUGUACAAGCUGUUGGCGAUGACCUGGCCGUUUGCAGACAGUGUGUUCGGGCUGUUUCUCUGCAAGCUGUUUCCCUUCCUGCAGAAAACCUCCGUCGGCAUCACCGUCCUCAACCUGUGUGCUCUGAGUGUGGACAGGUACCGGGCGGUGGCUUCCUGGUCCCGGGUGCAGGGGACCGGUGUUCCCAUGGUAACGGCGUUGGGCAUCGGGGGGAUCUGGCUGCUGUCGGCGCUGCUCGCCGUGCCCGAGGCCGUCGGGUUCACCAUGGUUACCUUCGAGUACAGGAACGCUACCAUGAGAACGUGCAUGCUGCAGCCCAACACCCCCUUCAUGACCUUCUAUAGAGACGCGAAGGACUGGUGGCUGUUUGGGUUUUACUUCUGCGUUCCUCUGACCUGCUCGGCUGUGUUCUACGGACUCAUGACCUGCGAGAUGCUGCGGCACCAGAAGGGAAGCCUGAGGAUCGCCCUGAGUGAACACCUCAAACAGCGUAGAGAAGUGGCGAAAGCAGUUUUCUGUCUGGUUCUGAUCUUCGCUCUCUGCUGGUUCCCUCUCCAUCUGAGCCGCCUCCUGAAGAGGAACGCCUACAAAUCCCACGAUGCCCACCGCUGUGAACUGCUAAACUUCCUGUUGGUGCUCGACUACUUCGGCAUCAACAUGGCGACCAUCAACUCCUGCAUCAAUCCCAUCAUCCUCUACUUCGUCUCCAAGAAGUUCAAAAACUGCUUCAAGUCCUGUCUGUGUUGCUGGUGUUAUUCUGGCUCUCUCUCCAACAGCAUGCUGCCUCUGAACCAUGGAACCAGUCUGCAGUACAAACACACCGACCACUGAGAGCCCGUUUCUCCCACUGCACCUGAACUCAGCACCAACUACAUUGUGUAUAAAGGAUAACCACUAUAUUUAUCCUCUAAUGUUUAGUUUAUAUACAUUUUUAUUGUGUAUUUAUUCAGGUUUUUAUAUGUUUUAUAGACUUGUUAUGGUAUGGUGAUUUAAUAUAUGGCAAAACAUAUGUGGACUUACAUAUACAUGUUGUGUUUUUGGUUCAGUUUGUCUGCUUUUUAGCAGAAAUACAGAAAAACGAGUGCCUUAAUUGUAAUGAAACUUGGAAGAAAGUUAAAGCAAAGGUCAAGUUUACACAUAUUACAAUUUGGAGCCAAUCAAGAUCACAGAAUAUUAAGAUGUUUUGGAAAUAGUGUAAGUUUUUCAUGUUUUAUGUCAGUUAUUUCUGUGUAUUUUCCACCUUAUUAAAUGUUUUAAAUAGAGGGAAAUACAGGCAGACAUGCAGGGCAUUCAUAAGCAACAAGACAUACAUCAAAUACAUUAAAUUAUAUUAAUAAAAUGUUAAAAUAUGCAUCA
This is a messenger RNA of Trematomus bernacchii (emerald rockcod), 2564 nucleotides long. Its product is annotated as endothelin-1 receptor-like. NCBI's taxonomy places the organism in Eukaryota, Metazoa, Chordata, Actinopteri, Perciformes, Nototheniidae. Bases 651 to 2039 code for a protein of 462 amino acids. Gene Ontology annotation, molecular function: endothelin receptor activity. The transcript is spliced from 8 exons. Gene Ontology annotation, biological process: vasoconstriction; enteric nervous system development; regulation of blood pressure. The record is from RefSeq and is a predicted model, not a curated record. Gene Ontology annotation, cellular component: membrane.